AGGAAAGUAAUGCAGAGAGCAGACCCUGGAGGUUUACAGCUGGGAAGCAGAGGACCAGGAAGCUGCGAUCGGAGGACGGCAUCAGGUGUGCAAGUGAAACACAGCGCCACAGUUCCCCAGGGCAGGUGGUCCUCAGCAGCCGCUCCUCCUGAGCCUGCCAGGAAGCCUCAUCCUCGACCUAGCGAUAAACUCAACCCUAAAACCAUCAACCCUUUUGGUGAGCAGUCCCGAGCCCCUUCUGCGUUUGCAGCUAUCUACUCGAAAGGAGGUAUUCCUUGCAGGUUGAUACAUGGUUCCGUAAAACACCGACUGCAGUGGGAAUGUCCUCCUGAAACGCUUCCGUUCGAUCCUCUCCUUAUCACCUUAGCUGAGGGUCUGAGAGAGACUAAACAUCCGUAUACCUUCGUGUCCAAGGAGGGCUUUAGAGAAUUACUUCUGGUCAAAGGAGCCCCUGAGAAAGCCGAGCCUCUGCUGCCGAGGCUGGUGCCUGUGAUCAAGGCGGCUCUGGGCCAUGCAGAUGAUGAAGUGUUUGAGAGAGGACUGAACGCUCUGGUGCAGUUGAGUGGCGUCGUUGGCCCUGCUCUGAAUGACCACCUGAAGCACCUGCUGACGAGCCUUUCCAAGAGACUGAUGGAUAAGAAGUUUAAAGAGCCAAUCACCAGUGCACUGCAGAAGCUCGAACAGCAUGGUGGCAGUGGAAGCCUUCUGAUCAUCAAAUCUAAAAUUCCAACCUACUGCUCCAUCUGCUGUUGAGUGAGAGAAUCCAAAGUCAUCUUACCAUCUGGUAACAGAUGUCUACCAUAGACCUUGGGUAUUUGUGGGACUCUAUCAGUUCAUUCUUUUAUAAACUACAGAUUCCAUUCAUUAUUUACUAGGUUAAUGAAAUCCCAUAUUAAAAAGUACU
Ochotona curzoniae (black-lipped pika) is the source of this 904-nucleotide messenger RNA. RefSeq names its product parkin coregulated like (gene PACRGL). Bases 10 to 753 code for a protein of 247 amino acids. The transcript has 8 exons. The record is from RefSeq and is a predicted model, not a curated record. NCBI's taxonomy places the organism in Eukaryota, Metazoa, Chordata, Mammalia, Lagomorpha, Ochotonidae.